This is a messenger RNA of Trichosurus vulpecula (common brushtail), 3273 nucleotides long. Its product is annotated as histone H2A type 2-A. Gene Ontology annotation, molecular function: protein heterodimerization activity; structural constituent of chromatin; DNA binding. The record is from RefSeq and is a predicted model, not a curated record. The coding region runs from base 2178 to 2570 and encodes 130 amino acids. The transcript has a single exon. Lineage: Eukaryota; Metazoa; Chordata; Mammalia; Diprotodontia; Phalangeridae. Gene Ontology annotation, cellular component: nucleosome.
UAAGGAAAGGUCACUUUAUUCUACUGUUUACUUAUUGUUUAUUGAACAUAAAUGAAUGCUCUAUUUCAUUAAAAGCUUUUUCUGCGGCUAUGGCUGUAAAAUGAUUUAGGUUGCUCUUUUAUUAAUAUGAUCUAUUAUACGUAGUUUUCCUAAUACUAAACCAGACCUGCAUACCUAAUACAGGUUCAACCUGGCCAUACUAUUUAAUAUCAUCAAUACGUUGAUGUAGUCACUGCUAUUUUACUUUUUUAAAAUUUCCCCCCAAUAUUCAUUAGAAAUAUCAAUCCAUACUUUUCUUUGGGUCUUUCCAGUCCUCAAGUUUAGAUACGAAGACCAUGUUGGUAUCCCAGAAGAACUGGUUGAAUCUUGUCUCCUUAUCUUGAUAAAAUAUUGGAAUUGAUUGUUCUCAAAUUUUUACAAAAUACAAUUAACUUGUGAAUCAAUCACUUCCUCCUUGGGAGUUCACUUGUGGAUUGUUUAACUUCUUUUUCGAGGUCAGAUCAUUAUUUACUUAAUUAUUGUUGUGUUCAUGUGCAGGCUUGCAUCCUUGUCAAUACCAAUUAAAACUGGUAGUUGGAUUGGCGUACGAUUUAGUAAAUAGUUUAAUUCUAGAAUCAGAACCACAGAAAAGCAAGUGCACCCUUGCUCCCCAUUUCCUGUUUUCAUCACUUGCCGCCCCCCUCUCUCCUUACUUGUAUCAUCUUCCUAUGCUGUUUUUCGCUAAUCAUCUAUGUAAUAAGACUUCUAUUAGGCCUAACGUAGUUGUGAGAAUUGAACUGAUUUGAUACUUCUACAAGUCUGUAUUCAGCUGUCUGAUAAAAUAGUAAGUUCAUUAAAGGCUUAGGAACAAAACUACAAGAACCAGUAUGAAAAAUCGGGAAGGCGACAGGGCCAGGAUAUUGUGCAAUAGUUUUUUUCCACGAGUGGAAAGGAGAGUUGAAAUUUGCCCAGGGGAGCGGUUUCAUAAUCAGAAAGGAAUACGGAGCUUGCGCGCUGGGGCGGCGAGGGGGGAGGGGAGGGGAGCGAGGGAGGAGCAUAGGGAUUAAGGGGAAAGUAAAAGUUGACGGGAAAAGUCCUGGAGCGAGCCUGGUUAGAGAUGCAAGUCCCGAGCGUGUGGCCCUGGGUCGGGCGGCCCCUCCUCAGCAGAGCAGGACAAUUUGUGGGGUUGGGGGGAGUGGCGAUGCGGAAGGAAGCCUAGAAGCCGAGGACUUUAGGUGGCUGUCAGGCAGGCAGGCGGGCGGGCGGGCGGGCGGGCUGGCAGGCAAGCAAGCAAGCAAGCAACUAAGCAGGCACGGGCACCUAGGACUAUUGCGAAAGCGCUCUGGGCGCGAGCGAGACAGCUCCUUUCUGAGAAAGGGUGGGUGGCUCUGAAAAGAGCCUUUGUUUCGGGGCUUAAGGGCACGAGCGACUCCUGGGGCAGACCGGCUUACUUCGAGCUGGUAUACUUGGUGACGGCCUUGGUGCCCUCGGACACGGCGUGCUUGGCCAGCUCCCCGGGCAGCAGCAGGCGCACGGCCGUCUGGAUCUCCCGGGAGGUGAUGGUGGAGCGCUUGUUGUAGUGCGCCAGGCGGGAAGCCUCGCCGGCAAUGCGCUCGAAGAUGUCGUUGACGAAAGAGUUCAUGAUGCCCAUGGCCUUGGAGGAGAUGCCGGUGUCAGGGGUGGACCUGCUUCAGCACCUUGUAGACGUAGAUGGAGUAGCUCUCCUUGCGGCUGCGCUUGCGCUUCUUGCCGUCUUUCUUCUGGGCCUUGGUCACGGCUUUCUUGGAGCCCUUCUUAGGGGCAGGAGCAGACUUGGCCGGCUCGGGCAUUUCGAGAGCGCAAACAGGCGUGAAAAAGAAGAGAAGGAACGACUUCGGAGAAACGAACAACGAAGACUGCUGAGCCGGCCCCCGCUACUUAUAGUGCUCAUAUGCAAAUGAAGGCUCCGGCAACGCUAGGUUCCCAUUGGUGGCUUCUCAGGGUGUCGUCAUAGGCGGAGAGGACGGCCAUGUAAAUAACGGAAUCCGAGGCGAGCUUCCCUACUGGCCGUCCGGACAAAGACAGUCCGUCGGCCAAUCAGACGGCUCAGCUCCACACUCCCCGUGCAAGCUAUAAAAGGCCCCGGUGCGAGUGGUCCGGGCACCAGUGUAGUUUCUCAGUUGGCGAUUGACGCAGCUGUGUUGUAACUCGUAUCCGUCAUGUCUGGCCGCGGAAAGCAGGGAGGCAAGGCUCGCGCCAAGGCAAAGUCCCGCUCGUCCCGUGCUGGACUGCAGUUUCCCGUGGGUCGUGUGCACCGUCUGCUGCGCAAAGGCAACUACGCCGAGCGGGUCGGUGCCGGCGCCCCCGUGUACAUGGCGGCAGUCCUGGAGUACCUGACGGCCGAAAUCUUGGAGCUGGCGGGCAACGCAGCCAGGGACAACAAGAAGACGCGUAUCAUCCCCCGCCACCUCCAACUGGCCAUCCGCAACGACGAGGAGCUCAACAAGCUGUUGGGCAAGGUGACCAUCGCCCAGGGCGGCGUGCUGCCCAACAUUCAGGCCGUUCUGUUGCCCAAGAAAACCGAGAGUCACCACAAAGCCAAGGGCAAGUAAGCGGACUCGGAGCUCCUGGGGCCGAAAGGCUCAUUCCCGAAACCAACGGCUCUUUUCAGAGCCACCCACCCUGUCAGCAAAAAGGGCUGUUGCCGAAUCCCGGUCCCGGUCCCGGUCCCUGUCCCUGUCCCGCUCCCUAUGGGAAUCCGAAGGCGGCGUGACUUGUUGCACACGUCUCCCCGCUCCUAGCACGAACCGAAACCAACCACCCACCAAACCGAGUAAGAUGGAAAAGUCGCUGCUAAAUUAGCGAGCUCGGGUCGAGACCUGCAUCUCGCUCUAGCCUCACCCUAACCUCGCCUCCCGUGUCCCGAAGGCCGUGGAUAGCGCCCAGUGCCACUUUACUCUGGUCAAAAGGUGGCAAAGUUUCCCUAGCACCAAAACACCCCUGGCGGAAACGUCGGUCAGCAGCUGACUCGUGUCCGCGGGGUGGGGACACAAAAGCCUUGGAAAUCGCUAAGUGCCGCUAGCUUAAGCUUUCCCGCAGAUAACUUGGGAGCCAGGCUCCUGGCCAAUCCACCGCUUAGGCGGGCUUUUCAUGCGCUGCCCGGAGCCCUACACACAAUGGAAGCCUGCGGGGCGGGGGCGGAGGGGGGGAUUGCGAGGGAGGGCUGGCUCCCGGAAGUAGUACCGCACAACUUUAACACGGUUCUUAAAGGAGGGAGAAGGUUGAAAUAAAAAAAGCGCCUCGUUCCUGCCCUCA